Molecule: messenger RNA, 531 nt
Organism: Medioppia subpectinata
Lineage: Eukaryota; Metazoa; Arthropoda; Arachnida; Sarcoptiformes; Oppiidae
Source: the annotation of a GenBank genome assembly
GUGAUGUUUUGAUGCGAGCAAUGGAUUAGCGGAUCAAUUGUUGUCACAAUCAUUGCUCUCUAAGACACCCUUUAAGACAACACAUCCAUUGAAGUGAUGGCCGACUAUUCUUCGGUUAGAAUUGGAAAACUCAAACUUAAGGGAGAGAAGAGAAAGAAGAAGAAACAGAAGACAACAACAGAGGAAUCACCCGAAGAGACACAAAGACAGACUGAUUUAGUCGACUCUCAAUCACAUGGAAAUUGGUUUCAAAUCAAGACUUUCGAUCAAAUCACGGGUCAAAUAGCGGUUGAGAUGUCUCCCUAUCAAUACAUCCGAGCGCUGGACAACGGACUCUUCAUAUUAGGCGCGGCUCACAGUCCGGGCGAGAGUCCCGAUCCCGAAGAGAUUCUGACAGCCAUUCGUUUCUCAAACACACAAAUCGCUCUCAAAUCGGGUUAUAAUAAGUACUUAAGUAUUGACAGUAAGAGUCGAUUAGUCGGUCGAUCGGAAGCCAUCGGUUCGCGGGAACAGUUUGAACCCGUUUUUCAG